This is a messenger RNA of Gongylonema pulchrum, 714 nucleotides long. Lineage: Eukaryota; Metazoa; Nematoda; Chromadorea; Rhabditida; Gongylonematidae. The record is from the annotation of a GenBank genome assembly.
AUGAACAACAAAACGUUGGUAACGCUGCUGGAUAAUUUGGGCAAUUCGUUUGAAUCGCUUCGGGUACCACGGAUUUCGACGGAUCACUCGGUUUCUCCCGUUCCUUCCAGUGAAAAAUUAGCCCAAAAUGAAGUUCUGCCUCGGCCAAGAUCCGAAAUACCAACGCCAGCACCAAGGCAGACAUCACCGCGCGGCUCAACAGUGUCAUUGCCCCUGAAAGCUGAGGCUCAAGAUGAAGAAAGCGUGGAAAAGAAAAUGUACCCUAGUUUAAAUGCAGUGGCGCCUCCUGUGACAGAGAAUCGAAGCAGCCGACUGAUCCAAGAUAAGCUGGUAGCAGCGGGUGGUGGUGAUGCAACAGAAAAGGGUUCAAAAGCUUCACUGAAUCCGUUUGAUGAAGACGAUGAUGCUGAUAAUGCAACCAAUCCUUUUGGUGAAGCAGCUGAAGAGAAGGAACCGCAUGCAGUGCCACGAUCACCGGAAAAAGGUGAUAAAAGCCAGGAGAUGAACGGUGAUCGAAAGAUUUUGUACAAAGUUCGAGCAACUCAUCGUUAUACGGCUGAAGACACGGAUGAGCUUACUUUUGAUGCCGGUGAAGUGAUCACAGUGUUGGAAUCACGCGAAGAGGACCUUCUCGAUGACGGCUGGUUGCUUGGAGUGAAGCAAUCCGAUGGAGUUCGUGGAGUGUUCCCAGCAAACUUCACAAAAUCGCUAUAA